Molecule: messenger RNA, 4428 nt
Organism: Marmota flaviventris (yellow-bellied marmot)
Lineage: Eukaryota; Metazoa; Chordata; Mammalia; Rodentia; Sciuridae
Product: pregnancy zone protein-like
Cellular component (GO): extracellular region
Molecular function (GO): endopeptidase inhibitor activity; protease binding
Source: RefSeq, a predicted model, not a curated record
AUGAGGGGAAGUCAAUUUCCCAACCCAGUCUUGAUUCUACUGUUUCUGCUUCUUCCCAGAGAUGCUUUGGCUACUGCAAAAUCGCAAUACAUGGUUCUGGUCCCAUCACAGCUCUAUGCUGGAGUUCCUGAAAAGGCCUGUGUCAUCCUGAAUCACCUGAAUGAGACGGUGACACUGAAUGUGAAUCUGGAGUAUGGAACACAGAGCAGGAACCUCCUUACAGAGCUGGUGACAGAUAGGAACUCCUUCCACUGCAGCCCCUUCAUUAUUCCAGAGUUGCCAUCUUUUGCAGCGUUUAUUACCGUGCUGAUAAAUGGGACAACCCAGCAUUUCAUAAGCAGGAAGUCAAUGUACAUAAUGAAAGCAGAGAGCCUGGUCUUUGUCCAGACAGACAAACCCAUAUACAAGCCAGGACAAACAGUGAGAUUCCGCAUUGUCUCUGUGGAUAUCAAUUUUCACCCAUUGAAUGAAACGUUCCCAGUCAUUUAUAUUGAGAAUCCGAAGAAGAACCGAAUUUUCCAAUGGCAAAAUAUCAAUCUGCAAAGGGGACUUACCCAACUCUCCUUCCCACUGUCUGUGGAGCCCUUCCUGGGUCUCUACAAAGUCAUUCUGGUGAAAGAGUCUAGAAAAAUAAUACAGCACUCCUUUGAAGUGAAAGAAUAUGUUUUACCCAAAUUUGAGGUCCAAGUAAAAAUGCCCAAGACUAUUCCUUUUCUAGAUGAAGAAUUUGAGGUAUCCGUCUGUGGCUUAUACACAUAUGGAAAGCCUGUCCCUGGUCUGGUGACAAUUAAUGUAUGCAGAAAAUAUUCCCAAUACCGUUCUACUUGCCAUGGCAAACAUUCACAAAAUAUCUGUGAAGAAUUCAGCCAACAGGCAGACAAUAAAGGAUGUUUCACACAACUGGUAAAAACUAAAGUGUUCCAACUGAGACAAAGGGGCUAUGACAUGAGAAUACAAGUAGAAGCCACAAUCAGAGAGGAAGCAACAGGAUUAGAAUUAACUGGUUAUGGAUCAAGUGCAAUCACAAAUACCUUGAGCAAACUGAAAUUUACUAAAGUGAAUUCACAUUACCGACCUGGACUUCCUUUUCAGGGACAGAUUCUUCUAGUUGAUGACAAGAAUCAGCCAAUCCCCAAUCAAAACGUAAUUGCCAGUGUGAACAGCUUUGUUUCCAGUUUUACUACGGAUGAGCAUGGUUUGGCCAACAUUUCCUUCAACACCAUGAACUUCACAACGCCUUCCAUUGUCGUCACCGUUACUUACAAACAGAAUACUAACUGCUUUGAUGACUGGUGGCUUGAUGAAGUUCAUGAAAGAACACAGCACUCUGCAAGCCUCAUGUUUUCCCCAAGCAGGAGUUAUGUUCAGCUUGAACUUGUUGCUGGUACUUUGACCUGUGGGCAAACCCAAGAGAUUCAGGCACAAUACAUCUUGAAUGAACAGACCCUGAAGGAUGAAAAAGAGUUAACCUUCUAUUAUUUGAUAAAAGCAAGAGGAAGCAUCUCCAAAUCAGGAAUCCAUGUAUUGUCCAUUGAAAAAGGAAAUGUGAUGGGGGCAUUUUCCUUCUCCUUUCAAGUGGAACCAGACAUUGCUCCUACUGCUCAGAUUCUUCUUUACACUAUUUUACCUAAUGGAGAAAUUAUUGCAGACACUCAGAAACUCGAAAUUGAAAACUGUUUUGCGAACAAGGUAAAUUUGAGUUUCUCAUCAGUCCAGGGCUUGCCAGCCUCAGACAAUCACCUGAAGGUCAAAGCCACGCCCUUCUCCCUCUGCGCCCUCAGGGCUGUAGACCAGAGUGUGCUGCUAAUGAAACCUGAAGCUGAGCUUUCACCUCAGUCGGUCUAUAAGUUACUACCAGAAAAGAGUGUUGUUGGCACUGGAUACAGAGGUACACCAAAUGCAAAUGGUGAAAAAUGCAUCCAUGCAAAAGACAUAAUUCUCAAUGAAAUGGUAUACACACCAAAGCAGCUACUACAUAAUGAUGAUGUUUACAGAAUUUUUGAGUCUAUAGGAUUAAAUAUUUUUACCAAUUCAAAAAUCCAUAAGACACAUUUUUGCCAACCUCCUCAUCGUUUUACACCAGUAGCUAUGGCCUAUGAAGUAGAUGGCUUUCGUUCUGGACUGCGAAGUCUUCCAAGGUUGACUUCCUCAAUGCCGACAGACUUUCCAACUACACAAGUGAAAGAGACAGUCCGGAAGUAUUUCCCUGAGACCUGGAUCUGGGACUUGGUGGACCUGGAUUUGUCAGGGCAGAGCGAGUUGCCCCUGAAGAUCCCUGACACCAUCACAGAGUGGAAGGCCAGUGCACUCUGUCUGUCUGGAACCACAGGGCUUGGUCUUUCCCCAACGGUCUCUCUUCAAGUCUUCCAGCCCUUCUUCCUGGAACUCACUCUCCCCUACUCUGUGGUGCGAGGAGAAAUCUUCACCCUCAAAGCCACUGUGUCCAACUACUUGUCCCACUGCAUCCAGGUCAGAGUGCAGCUGGAGGUCUCUUCUGCUUUCCUGGCCAUCUCAGAAGAGAAUAAUGAAAAAUCUCACUGUGUCUGUGGAGAUAGGCAGAAGACUGUGUCUUGGUCCGUGAUCCCAAAGUCACUGGGAAAGGUGAAUUUCACAGCUACUGCAGAUGCCCUGCAGUCUCAGGAAACAUGUGGCAAUGAGGUGACUGAAUUUCCAACACUUGUACAUAAGGACACUGUGAUAAAGUCCUUAAUAGUUGAGCCUGAAGGAAUAGAAAAAGAAGAAACUUACAACACACUGUUAUGUGCAUCAGAUACUGGAGUGUCUGAAAAGCUGUCACUGAGAGUUCCUUUAAAUGUGGUUGAAGGAUCUGCCAGGGCAACAUAUUCAGUUUUGGGAGAUAUACUAGGCUCUGCAAUGCACAACCUCCAGAAUCUUCUAAGGAUGCCCUAUGGUUGUGGAGAACAAAAUAUGGUUCUUUUUGUCCCUAACAUCUAUGUCCUGAAUUAUCUGAAUGAGACACAACAGCUGACAGAGAAGAUCAAGUCCAAAGCCAUCAGCUACCUUGUCAGUGGGUAUCAAAGGCAGUUGAAUUAUAAGCACAGAGAUGGUUCAUACAGCACCUUUGGAGAGUAUGAUGGUACAAGACAGGGAAACACUUGGCUCACUGCAUUUGUGCUCAAGUCCUUCGCUCAAGCUCAGUCAUACAUCUUUGUGGAGAAAUCACACAUCACAGAUGCUCUCACCUGGCUCUCACAGAAACAAAAGGAAAAUGGCUGUUUCCAACUCUCUGGAUCACUGCUAAACAAUGCUAUUAAGGGUGGGGUAGAUGAUGAGGUGACACUCUCUGCCUACAUCACCAUUGCUCUGCUGGAGAUGCCACUGCCUGCCACUCAUAAUGUUGUCCGUAAUGCUCUAUUCUGCUUGGAAACAGCCUGGGGCUCCAUUUCAGAGACCCAAGGAAUUCAUGUGUAUACCAAGGCAUUAUUGGCCUAUGCCUUUGCCCUAGCAGGACAACAGGCCAGGAGGAGUGAACUGCUUGAAUCCCUAGGCAGAGAGGCUGUGAAAGAAGAGGAUUCAAUGCACUGGCAACGUCCUGGGAGCCCCCAAGAAGUUAAGACACUCUAUCAACCUCGGGCACCUUCUGCUGAGGUGGAGAUGACAUCAUAUGUUCUCCUUGCUUAUCUCACCACCCAGCCCACCCCAUCUUCAGAGGACCUGUCUGUGGCAUCACGUAUUGUGAAAUGGAUCAUCAAGCAACAAAAUCCCUUUGGAGGAUUCGCCUCCACUCAGGAUACAGUGGUAGCUCUCCAAGCACUCUCCAAAUAUGGAGCAGCAACUUUCACAAAAAGUAAGAAGGCAGUUUCAGUCACUGUCAAAUCUUCUAACACAUUCUCUGAAGAAUUCCACAUAGAUGAUGACAAUCGCCUGCUACUGCAGGAGGUCAUGCUGCCUGAGAUUCCAGAGGAUUACGACACCACAGUGUUGGGGUCAGGAUGUGUGUACCUCCAGACUUCACUAAGAUAUAACAUCCUUCCCAAGAAAGAAGGGAAAGAUCCCUUCACUCUGCACGUUGAUUCUCAUCCCAAAAAUUGUGAUGGAGUAGAUGCUCACAGGAAAUUCCAGAUUCAUAUCAACAUUAGUUAUGCUGGUGAAAGACCCAACUCCAACAUGGUUAUUGUGGAUGUGAAGAUGAUAUCAGGUUUCAUACCUGUGAAACCAUCAGUGAAAAAGCUUCAAGAACAGCCUGAGAUUCAAAGGACUGAAGUGAGCACCAAUCAUGUCCUAAUCUACCUUAGGAAGCUAACCAAUCAAGCCCUGAGUUUCUCCUUCUUGGUGGAACAAGACAUGCAAGUAAAGAAUUUAAAACCAGCUAUAGUAAAAGCCUAUGAUUAUUAUGAGACAGAUGAAUACACUAUUGAAGAAUACAGUGUCCCUUGCAGUGCUGAAUCUGAACAAGGAAAUGCUUGA